AUGAGUGGAAAGUGCUGUACUACUGGAAGUUUACACGAGGGUGAGCCCGCUGGUGAGAUCAAAGAGGUUUUUGGUUUGCUUACGUACGUUGCCGGCUCGAGCUCGAGCGAGAAGGUCAUUGUCAUCCUCAGCGAUAUAUAUGGGUUGAAGAUCCCCAAUACCAAAUUGAUCGCAGAUCAAUUUGCCAAGUCCGGAUACCAGGUUUUCGUUCCCGACAUUUUGUUUGGAGAUGGCCUUGUAAAAUUGGAUGGGUCUGUAGACCUUGGUGCGUAUCUCGAGAAACACAGACCAGAGGUCACCAAACCAAUUGUCGAUAGUUUUCUCUUUGCAUUGAAGGAACAAAUGAAACCCAAGUUUUUAGGCCUCAUUGGCUACUGUUUUGGCGCUAGGUACGUUAUGGACCAUAUCAAGAAGGACGAACCCACUGCCAAUGCAGCUGCGAUCGCCCAUCCUUCACGCGUUGAAACUGAGCAAUUUAGAGGUAUUGGUAAGAACCCCCUUUUGAUUUCCGCAGCUCAAGUGGACCGUAUGUUCCCAAUCGAAGCCAGAUUCGAGGCCGAAAAAGCGCUGACCGAGGAAGGUGCGAUUUACAAAAUAGAUUUGUUUGGCACUGUGUCCCACGGAUUUGCCGCAAGAGGUGAUUUGAGUGACCCGCUGGUCAGCUUUUACAAGGAGAAGGUUUUUGCAGAUCAAGUAGAUUGGUUCAACUACUUUUCCAAGGCCUGA
Lachancea sp. 'fantastica' is the source of this 726-nucleotide messenger RNA. NCBI's taxonomy places the organism in Eukaryota, Fungi, Ascomycota, Saccharomycetes, Saccharomycetales, Saccharomycetaceae. The record is from the annotation of a GenBank genome assembly.